Messenger RNA from Betta splendens (Siamese fighting fish), 2116 nucleotides. RefSeq names its product cell division cycle associated 7a (gene cdca7a). Gene Ontology annotation, cellular component: nucleus. The record is from RefSeq and is a predicted model, not a curated record. The transcript has 10 exons. The coding region runs from base 123 to 1331 and encodes 402 amino acids. Gene Ontology annotation, biological process: regulation of DNA-templated transcription. Lineage: Eukaryota; Metazoa; Chordata; Actinopteri; Anabantiformes; Osphronemidae.
UCAAGGACUUUCCGGUGGCGCGGGAAACGAACAGCGUGUAGGACGCGCAGCUGCAGGACCUUCGUUGUUCGCUGCGGAGCUGCUUCCACAGGACGUUGUACAAGAACAGCAUUACAAGAAAAAUGCCGCGCGCUCGCUCCAAGAAACUGGCAGUCCAGCCUUCAACCACCAGGAUGAGUCUGAGGAGCUUUCGCAGUGUCCCACUGGUUCCCAUGGAGACGUCCUCGUCUUCUUCUGCUUCUUCUGACGACAGCUGCGACAGCUUUGGCUCUGAUGGAGGCUUUGCUAAUACGAGGGGCAACUUGAGACAGACCAGGAGGAUGGUGGAGAAACCAAAGGUGUCUGAAGCAACAUCAGAAGAAGACACAUGCAGCGGGUUUGAGGAGACUGCGAUUCGCAGUCAGAUGAAAGCCAUGAAAGUAGACUCUGAGCCACCGAGGCGAGGCCGCAGGUCCAAUGUCCUGAAGGUUGCGUUAACAUUCCCCACUAAGAAGACUGGCACGAAGAGGCCUGCAUCGGAACCACUCCCUCAACCUAAAGUAGAGGACUCAGACUGCGAGGAAGAGGAAAACUUCAUCAGCAAAAGGGCACUGAACAUUAAGGAGAACAAAGAAAUGCUUGCAAAACUCAUGGCUGAGCUACACAAAAUACCGGGAAUCUUCCCUGGGAGGAUGGCGAUGUCCGCUAUGCCUCGACAGGCACCUCGGCGGCCCAUGAAACCCCCGGUGGCUUGCAGGAGGAACCCGGAACGCUGUUCUCGUCCCCAUACGCGGUCCCGCAGUAUGGUGGACGGACCCCCCAGCCCGACUCCCGAAGAGGAACCCGAGGAUAAGUUCAGCCUGGUUCGCAGAAGCCGUUACUACGAGGAAGACGAUGAGCCACCUCGCCGGCGCUCUUACAGUGGUGCCAAGGCCAUCCCUCAUGUGGUGCGUCCUGUGGAGGACAUCACAGAGGCAGAGCUGCAGCACAUCUGCCACAACGUGCGGGAGAAAGUGUACAACAGCUCCACUGGAUCCACCUGCCACCAGUGCCGCCAGAAAACAACCGACACAAAGACUAACUGUCGUAAUCCAGAGUGUGUCGGCGUGAGGGGUCAGUUCUGUGGCCCCUGUCUCCGCAACCGCUAUGGAGAGGAGGUCCGAGACGCCCUGCUGAAUCCGGAGUGGCAUUGUCCGCCAUGCAGAGGGAUCUGCAACUGCAGCUUCUGUCGCGCCAGAGAAGGUCGCUGUGCCACGGGGGUGUUGGUUUACCUGGCCAAAUAUCACGGCUUUGAUAACGUCCACUCCUAUCUGAAAAGCCUGAAGAAGGAGUUGGCGGAGAGCAGCCAGUGAAGUGAGGAGGACGCCGCUGAUCCUGGACCCGACUGACAUGCACCACGACCACACUCACUUCAGCCAUUUGUACUGUUUUGAUUUUUCUUCCUGCUAGAUUUCUAGGACUUGUUGAGCAAUCAGACUGAGGCACAACACAGCCACUUCACACAUACCUUCCAGCAUGUUCUCAAGAGCAGAGCCCUUAAAUUAAGGCUCUAAUUAAGACAUUUACGUUAAGACAUAAAAGCUUUGAAAUUUACAGUCUGACAAACAGCUUGUUAAUAUUUGGAUGAUGAUGAUGUACAUAUUUCUUGCACAUGUAAAAAAUUCUUUCUAUAGUUGAAUAUUUGAAUCAUCAUCCCUGUUGCAAAAAUUGUUCUCAAAUGGUCUACUGUAUUUUUUUUUUACAUUGUUUUAAAUGUACUUUCUUUUACACAGUCCACAUAGAUGUGAAUCAGGUCUCUGGCACUCCAUCGUUGAGCCUUUUUAUAAAAGUGUACCCUUUUUUCAUUUUCUUUUUCUAAAUCUGAUAAAGUGGCAAAUGUGAAUAUAAAAAGAGCCAAAUGUGUUUUACCUGGGACGUCCUGCAGACGUGGCCCACGAUGAUCUGCCUGCAGCUGAGGAGGUGCAGGUGUAAAGGGCACAGACUGGGGUCCACUGCCUCUGUGUGAUAUACUACAGCGCCUGGUUAAAUAUCCCUCAUUAGAUAACUGUCACUAAUGGUGUGGAAACAAUUAGCACACUCUAAUGGGAAUCUCAUACCUGUAAAUCAUUUUAUCCCGGUAAAGCACAUUCUCGCUCUG